This is a messenger RNA of Mugil cephalus (flathead mullet), 1291 nucleotides long. Its product is annotated as glutathione S-transferase kappa 1-like. Gene Ontology annotation, molecular function: glutathione transferase activity; glutathione peroxidase activity. Gene Ontology annotation, biological process: glutathione metabolic process. Gene Ontology annotation, cellular component: peroxisome; mitochondrion. The coding region runs from base 358 to 1044 and encodes 228 amino acids. The transcript has 7 exons. The record is from RefSeq and is a predicted model, not a curated record. Lineage: Eukaryota; Metazoa; Chordata; Actinopteri; Mugiliformes; Mugilidae.
UCGUACUUUGCUCAUACACAAAUACAAACUAAGCCCUAGCGGUCAGACAUUGUUACUGAGCGUGUCCGCAUAGCUCGUAGCUCCAGCUAAUUGUGGGAAACUGUUCGGUCAGUCUGAGGUCGCGGCUGUUAAAGCUCAGUCAGUUCUUCUGCUGAGUCCGACACGGGGAUUUCUGCAGAGACACUUCCCUGGUGUUUAUUUAGUUUUGCACGGGUAGUUUUGCUGCAGAAAUCACAUCAAGCAGCUCGAAGUCAGGUCCGGUGAACUUUGACACAGUGAAACGCAGGAGCACCGACGCUGCUCGAGUCAUUCACACUUUGACUACUAAUUAAAAAAUUUAAGAGCCGCUGACUCACGAUGAGCUCCAGGAAAGUGGUCGAGUUGUUCUACGAUGUAGUUUCCCCGUACUCUUGGCUCGGUUUUGAGGUCAUGUGUCGCUACAGAAACAUAUGGAACAUAGAUCUCAAGCUGCGUCCUGCAUAUUUGGGUGGCAUCAUGCAUGGGUCAGGCAACAAGCCUCCUGGUCUGGUUCCUAACAAGUACAAGUAUAUGGGCAGGGAUCUCAGCCGCUUGGCCAAGUAUUUUGACGUUCCCCUGCAGAUGCCAUCUGACCCCGCUGAGGUCAUGUUCACAAAAGGAUCCUUGAAUGCAAUGAGAUUUGUGAUAGCAGUGCAGGAGAGCGAGAAGGGUGGAGACAGGCGGGUGGAGCAGGUGUCCCGUGAACUGUGGAGAAGGAUCUGGAGCGAAGAUAAAGACAUCACUGAACCCGCGUCACUGUCUGAGGCAUCAGUAAAGGCAGGAUUGUCUGAAAGUGAGAUUAAAGAAGUGCUGGAGCUUUACACAUCGCAGGAGAUCAAAGACAAGCUUAAAAGCGUGACAAAUGAUGCACUUAACUAUGGGGCAUUCGGCUUUCCCCUGGUGAUCUGUCAUGUUAAUGGGAAGCCAGAGGCGUUCUUUGGGUCUGACAGAUUUGAGCUUAUGGCCCACUGCAUUGGAGAGAAGUGGCUGGGACCCACACCUAGCGCAUCAGCGGCCAAGCUGUGAGGUGGAUACGUUGCUGAUUUGCUCACAGAUUCAACUGCUUUCUAAGUCGUGCCUUUGUCACAUCACGGUGUAUACCUUAAUAAGCAAUACAUGGUAGAAACUUUAAAAUCAUCAAACAACAGGUUCUUUAAGUUCAAACCUUUUUCAAUCAGCAAACAGAGAUUUCUCUGUGUGCAUUUCCUCCCACAGUCUAAAUGUCUGCUGGCUGGUGUGUUGGAAAAUAAAAUGCCUCAAGGUGUUAACUCUA